AUGCUUCCACCGGUCGAUCCUGCAGUAUUGCAGCGCAAUCCGAACUUUGACGUCCUGUACAAGGAUCUGUGCACUCGGAAGCUCAAUCCCAAUGGCUCGACGCGAGAUACGAAAAGGCAGCGUGUGCAUGAUGAGAUACAUAGGACGCUAUCAACAACUCGCACCACACUCCUCACAUCUCAAAUCCUUACAACCACCCUCUCAGACCUCGGAUCCAAAGCCGGAGCCGGCACAGACGACAUAACGCCCGAUCUACACGCAGCCAUAGACAUAGUAGUCGCGCAACUAAACAACCAAAUCCCGCCCACCGACCUCGACAUCCUCUCCAACGACAUGUCCACCUUCUCCACCAACAUCAUCACCAUCGCCUCGGCCGUAUCCACCCAACUCACCAUCAUACUCUCCUACCUCUGCAAAAUCGCAGACCCACUAAACCCCCCCAACAUCACAGACUUGCCCACACGAUGCACCACGCUCCUGGAAACCACCACGCAAACCCUCCCCCAGGACCUCCAAGACGCCCGCUUCCACCUCACAAACACAUUUACUACGCUCCUCACCCUGCACUCCACCCUCCUAACCACCAGCAUCAAGAUCCUCGAACAAACCCAACACGGCACCCUCGCCCGCCACACAAAAUCUUCUGCAGACCUACUCCACGCUAAAGCUACGCUGCUGGGCCUACAGGCAAAGAUUCACACGUAUAGUCACCCGCCGCCCGCCGAGUUUGUGGCGGCUCUCAAGCAGUUUAAAAAGGUGCAGGGGAGUGGGGAGAAGGCACUUAGGGAUCGGGAGGGCUUGGCGAAGAGGGAGUUGGAACUUUAUGCUAGGGCGGGGGAGAAGGGGAUGAGAGAUUUGGCGAGGAGGAAGGAGAGGUUGGUUGGGGAAGUGGAGAUGGUGGAGAGUGCGAUUGGGAAGUUGGAGAGGAGGGGGUGA
Pyrenophora tritici-repentis Pt-1C-BFP is the source of this 936-nucleotide messenger RNA. The record is from RefSeq and is a predicted model, not a curated record. Lineage: Eukaryota; Fungi; Ascomycota; Dothideomycetes; Pleosporales; Pleosporaceae.